Danio aesculapii is the source of this 767-nucleotide messenger RNA. Its product is annotated as dual specificity protein phosphatase 18. Gene Ontology annotation, biological process: protein dephosphorylation. Gene Ontology annotation, cellular component: cytoplasm. Gene Ontology annotation, molecular function: MAP kinase tyrosine/serine/threonine phosphatase activity. The record is from RefSeq and is a predicted model, not a curated record. Lineage: Eukaryota; Metazoa; Chordata; Actinopteri; Cypriniformes; Danionidae.
AUGGUCUGCUCAUGCCAACAGGGGAUCCCCGCUCACUGGAGUAGAGCUCAGAACAGCGAGAGAUCACACCGAGGGACCAGCGUAAUGUCAAUAUCACAGAUAACCCCGACCCUCUUCCUAAGUGGCGCCGAUGCUUCAAUGAAUCAAGCCCUUAUGACCCGAAAAGGCAUUACACUCAUCGUGAACGUGACCCUGUCCCACGCCUGCCCUGUCUACCCAGGCGUGGAGUGCAUCCGGGUGGCAGUGUCCGACCUUCCAAAUGCCCGUCUGGGGGACCACUUUGACCACGUCUCCGCUCGAAUUCACAACAACAGACUUGGAGGAACCCUAGUGCACUGUGCGGCAGGCAUGAGCCGCUCUCCUGCUGUUAUAAUGGCAUAUCUCAUGAAGUACAAAGGAGUGACUCUGAGACAGGCGCACAAGUGGGUUAAAGACAGCAGACCAUACAUUCGGCUCAAUGUAGGAUUCUGGACCCAGCUUCUGGAUUAUGAGAGGAAACUCUACGGUAGGAAUACUGUGAGAGUGGCUGAACCAGUGGAUGCACAGCCAAUGCCACAAACACCAAAACUACCCUCCAGGUAUAAAAUGAGACAGUGUCCUCCGUCUCCAAGAGUGAGCCAACUUAGAAGAUUCACCUCCUUUUCAUCUUAACCAAUGUUUGCAAACUGAGGUCAUGAAAUAUGUUGCAUGUACAUGAAUAACUUCUUUCUACGCCAUCACUUUGGAUUGGAAUCAAUAAGACUUCUGAAGUGAAACAAACCAAAUAA